Molecule: messenger RNA, 960 nt
Organism: Neurospora hispaniola
Lineage: Eukaryota; Fungi; Ascomycota; Sordariomycetes; Sordariales; Sordariaceae
Exons: 2
Coding region: 1-732 (243 amino acids)
Source: RefSeq, a predicted model, not a curated record
AUGUACUCGGCAGAAACCACCCAACACUCACAAAAGUCCAUCGUCAGAAUGGAUCCCGAUUGCGCCAUUUGCCAUGCUCCGGCAACCGUUGCCUGUGACUGUGAGGCCAAGGGCCUCGAGAUGGCCGUCAAGCAGGCUGAAAACCGGAUGAUGCAGUCUAUCUACAAUGACAUCCGGUCAUGGGUGCGAGCUCAUGCUCAAGACUACAUCCUCGAUCACUUCCGCCAGCUGACUGAGCGACGAAAGACGGCACAUGCCUCGCACCUGGACCGCAUCACAGAACACGCCUGGCAAUACUACCAGCAGCCACCUCAUCCUAGUGAACUCGCCAACGCCCAGGCCCAGUUGAAGCGUGGCAUCGAUGAGGACUGGCAGGCUUCAGUACAGCGAUACCCCGAGGUGCUCGAGUACUUCUACAGCCUAGUCGAGUUGACCCUUCCAGAUGAUGGUGACGCAUCUGUCAAGGACCCUCCUCUCAAUGCUCUUAACGCACCCAGGAGAAUUAGCACAAGCUCGAGGAUGGCGCCUGGUGCCCCAGCAACUGUGGCCAGCGGUCGCAGCAUGGCCUACGACAGAGAUAUUGCCCCCAUGCCUGCCAUGCGACGCACGCCACCCCCGAUUGAGCCGGUCCGUGGAAGUGACAGGCGGACACCAGGACCAAGGGAGCGGAGACAAUCAUACCGGGCACCACACCCUGGACCGCCAACAUACUAUCCUCAGCAGCCAUACUAAAUGGCCAACAACCUCGACAAGUUGACAAUACUACGUUCGCUUCAAAUCGAGAUUCCCUUUGUCAUCGCUUGCCUCAUGCUUUACCAUGGCCUCGACAAGGGGUCACACAUCUACAGCAUGAGGAUCUUUUCUUACAUACCAUUCUUGCAUACCACGGCCGCAUUGUUGCAUAUCACAUUUAGGGAAAGCGACGGCGGCAUUUGUUCUCAAAAAAUCAAGUAAAGGAUC